Sinocyclocheilus anshuiensis is the source of this 6172-nucleotide messenger RNA. Its product is annotated as suppressor of cytokine signaling 5-like. The coding region runs from base 382 to 1968 and encodes 528 amino acids. Gene Ontology annotation, molecular function: 1-phosphatidylinositol-3-kinase regulator activity. Gene Ontology annotation, biological process: intracellular signal transduction; phosphatidylinositol phosphate biosynthetic process. Gene Ontology annotation, cellular component: phosphatidylinositol 3-kinase complex. Lineage: Eukaryota; Metazoa; Chordata; Actinopteri; Cypriniformes; Cyprinidae. The record is from RefSeq and is a predicted model, not a curated record. The transcript is spliced from 2 exons.
UUCGCGCAAUUGGAGUCCCUUGAUGUCAGUCAACAGCAGCUUUGCCACCACCUCUCCUGAUUCUCGUAUCUGCUGCACUUGGCGACCAUAUCGGCCGGCAGGGAAAGAAAUGCCAACGGGAUGAGGGGAUCGUAGGCCAUGUAAAUACAAAACGUAAAACGUUUACGAUUUCAUCGACACAUUGAUGUGCAGUUUGCUUUUCGAUUGUCGCAGUUACGGUCCCAAUCGUAUCCCGUCCGUGUGUUUUAUCCACCACCGUCUCUAGCCUCGGGAAAAUGUACCCGACUAUUCUUGAUUGCAUUUUUUUCGCAAACAAAAGAAGACACCCGAAAAAGCAAUAAAAGAGGACGACAGAAGGAUCGGUCCAGGUGCCCCCACCUCAUGGAGAAGAUUGGCAAGGUGUGGAGUAACCUGAAGAAGGGAUGUCAAUCUCUGCUCCUCACAGAUGGGGGUUCUUGCUUUGAAACGCCACAACAGCUUCAACCGCAAACAGACACAGUAUGCCAGAGUGUGGACAAGGCCCAGGGAGACAGCACACUGGAGGCUGCUAGUCCCUCUAGCAGUGUGGUGGCACUCCCUCUAGUGGCAUGGAGGACCAGUGGGAGUGUGACACGACAGGGCCAUAACUGUGUAGUGGAUGUACCCCAGAUACUAGAGAUCACAGUUGAGCAGGAUACCGAAGAUGCUCGUGCUCCUCUGGGAGUCCGCAGAGACUCUUAUUCACGUCAUGCACCUUGGAGUGGAAAGAAGAGACACUCAUGUUCCACUAAGGCUCAGAGUUCUCUGGAGACCACAGAUCGGCGAUCAGGCCGGUCUCUGCGCAGACAUGGGACUGGUAGCAGCCGUGAGGAACUGGAGUCAGGGGCAGCACGCUCCCUACGGCAGCAGAUUCAUGAUACAGUGGGCCUGUGCCUCCCACUGCGCUCAUCCUCUCGGAACAGUCACCUUCCACCACCCAAACGUAAGAUACAAAUCACAGAGCUGAUGCUGGAGACGUGCCCCUUUGCACCAGGAUCAGACCUUGCCCGAAAAUGGCACCUAAUUAAACAGCACACGUCACCAUUCACAGUGAUACCAGUGGAUUCAUCCUCAGAUGCUUGCGGUGCUGCCUGUGCAUCACCAGAAGAUGAGGAGGAGCGCUUACGCGAAAGAAGACGACUCAGCAUUGAGGAGGGUGUGGACCCACCUCCAGAUGCCCAAAUCCACACAGUGGAGGCCAUCACAGCCCCCCUAGCUUCCCUUUAUAAGCUGGGACCUAAAUUGGCCCCUGGAAUGGGUGAGGCCCUAGGCGAUAGCCGGGGGGCAACAGCAGCUAACUGUGACUCUGAGGACGACGAUACCACCACUCUUUGCUUGCAAGCUCGCAGGCCCAAGCAGCGGCACGCUUCGGCUGAGGGCCUCCUGAGCAGCAAGCAACCGGGCCCUUGGAAAGUACACACUCAGAUUGACUACAUCCACUGCUUGGUUCCAGAUCUGCUACAGAUCACAGCACUUCCCUGCUACUGGAGUGUGAUGGACCGUUAUGAGGCUGAAGCGCUGCUGGAUGGUCGGCCCGAGGGAACCUUUCUGCUGCGAGACUCUGCUCAAGAAGACUACCUGUUCUCCGUUAGCUUCCGCCGCUAUGGCCGUUCGCUGCAUGCACGCAUUGAGCAGUGGAAUCACAACUUCAGCUUUGAUGUGCACGACCCUUGCGUAUUCCACGCAGCCACUGUCACAGCUCUCUUGGAACACUACAAGGACCCUAGCGCUUGCAUGUUCUUUGAGCCAUUGCUCACUGUGCCUCUGCACCGGACCUUCCCAUUUGGCCUUCAAAGCCUUGCUCGAUCAGCCAUUUGCAAUGGGAUCACCUACGAUGGCAUCGGGGCAUUGCCACUGCCCCCUGCUCUGCAGGAUUACCUCAGGGAGUAUCACUAUAAGCAGAGGGUGCGUGUACGCUGGCUUGAGAGGGAGCCAGUCAAGGCCAAGUGAGGCAGGGCAGAUACUUCUCAGCUCUCCAAUAGGAGUAGUCUAUUCAGCACUUUGCAGAGGUGGAGGAAUUACAAUUUUUUUGGUGGGGGGGAAGGGGUUAACUGCUCGGGGUUAGAUGUUUGAAAGGAGGGACCUGAAACUGAACACGAUAUAUAAGCUUCUAUCAUUUUUUGUUAUCACUCUAACAAACAAAGACAUUAUAUAUACAGUGGCUCUCCAGUGUGCACAUUUCACAACCGCUUCUGGACUAGGAUGAAGCAGCAGAGGUCUUAUUCUCAUUUUCCCUACUCCCUCAGUUCCUAUGGCUGUGCUCUAGGGGAAAUCUGCAGAUACAGAUAUUUUCAUGCCCCUCCACUCUUUCACGUCUUGACUAUAUGGUUUAUAGCCAUUUCACUUUUAUUUCUGUUGUCCCGUUCACCUCCCAACCUGUCCUUAAUUUUCAUUGUUCUAAUCUUCAUUGUUUCAUUGUUUGCAUUGUUAAAGCAAGCUUAUUCAAAAUAAUAAUGUGGACAAAUUCUGAGGGGUGGGGAAAUGAAAGGUGAUGUUCAAAUAUAGCUUUUUCGGCUUCUUUCAUCAUCCUUAACUUUCAUGGUGCUCUGUCAGUGGUUCCCAUGGUAACAUUCUGUGCUCAUUCCGUGGUUAGAGGAGGAGGCAUUCUAGAGCAUAGAGCAAUAGAAAGGCUUUCGCCCUGCUCAUAGAGAACGAGACCGAGAAAUCCAUGAAAGAUGGAUUGACCAUAAACUAUGUGUCCAGACAGCUUUUGGGAAUGCGUUGCAGAAGGGCUCUGUGACGUUCUGCUUCCUUGCGCUUCCGGGAAGCGAUAAGGAUGACGUGCACAACCUGACGCGGUGUGAUGUGAGAGCGCUUGGUUUUCAAAAAACAUAGUUACUCACACUCUGCGUUCUGUUGCUGUCAAUAUGUUUUGUAAUCAUGAAUUCCUACCACUAAUUGCACGGGGGUGGGGGGGGGGGGGUGACUUAAUUCCGUAUUGUCUUUUUUGUAUUGUUGUGAAUGGUCUAUCAGUGCCCUGGUAGUUGGGCGAUGAUUUAGAGCACUUUAACUUAACUGUGCUUAUGUUAGUGGGUGCAGCAGAGGCAAUACAUAAACCUGCUACACUGGGACCAUUGUUGUUAGGCAUAAACACCCUCCUAUAUAGGAAUAAACACUCUACGCUCACUUUGUCUAACCCACAUUGUUUUAGAGAGGACAGAGUAAAUUUUGAUGUGACCCCAUCAGUGCCAUUGGAUAUGGGUCAAGCUGGCUUGUUUGGCUUGAUUUUGGGAUGAUUUAAUAAUUGAUGAAUGAUCUGUAUAUUUAGGUUUAUCGGAUUCUUUUUUUUUUUUUAAGCAACUAGGAGGAAGGUUCAGGAUUUAAAUAAUAGAGUAUAAUCACAUUAUUGGCCCCUAGGCCAAGACCAGCUUCGUGAUCACUUUAAAAUCAGCCAUAUCCACACUUAAAAUUCUUGACUAAAUUUGACUUUCAAAUGUCAUAGGUGUUUUUGAUGAAAGCUGGAAAAAGGAUAAGACAGAUUUAUAACUUUUGUGCCGUUUGCCCCAUCUGUUUAGUCUCAAAAAAGACCUAGAUCACUUAAGUAGUGUGCCUUCAUACAUCUAAAGCUUUUAGUUCAUCAUAUGGUGCAUUCAGUGGAUGUGUUACUAACAGUGGUCCAACUGGAAAAGACAUGUUUUCCAUUGACUGUUCCUGCACUGAGUGCCAAUGGCACUGUGAGACAUCCUCUUCAUGGGCCUGGUGCUGAUGUAUGAUGUAUUUUGAGUACUGCUAGGAAUAUGACUAUAGAGUAUCACAUCUUUCUGACUUGUUUUCAGCUGAUGAGAUCAGGUAGAACUGCCAAAUGCUAAGCUCAGGCUCACAGCACCUAAACAGCAGUGUGGUACUGUGCGACUAUAACUAGAUUUGUGUGCUUGUGUGUAUGUGUGUGAGUGUGUUGCACUGCCCCUGACCUCCCUGUCAUGUCAACCAUAAGAAACUUCUGCUGACAUGAAAAGUUGUGUGUUAUCCCAGGCAACACUAAUUAACAAUCUAUCCUAAUGCAUUUAAAGUCGUCUUCCUGCACGUUAUCCUGUCCUGAGUCUUUUUCCUCGCACAAAAAUAGAUGGUCAGGGUCAUCCUAGGAAGAAUUCAAAGACACGAGGAGAGAGCUUUGGGGCGAUGCUGACUCACUACUGUGUGAUUUGAUCUCCUUCACCACCUCUCUUUAUGUAAGGUGUGGGUGAAAUUAGUGCAAUUUAGACAGAUCUUUGGCUUAGAUGGAGGUUGUGAAGCAGGUUUCAGGUUAACAUGGCAUCUGAAAGGGCCAGCUGUCCUGCUUACCGCUCACCUGUAAAAGUGUCAUGCUUGGCUUUGCUCCAGACACUCCUCACUGCACUAACUCAUGAAACUUGACCUGUACCUACCUAUACCUCUGUGUACCAAUUUUUAUCAGGGGUAGAACAUUUGCUCAGUCAGAUUGGGGCUAGACGUAAUGGAUUAAAAUAGAUAUCUAUGUAUCUAUCUAUAUAUAAAUAUAUAUAGAUACAGAUUUUAAAAUGAAAUAUUUUUAAUAUUAGUAACUGUAAAGAAAUGCAAUAAUGUUCUUAGGCUUAGCUCUAAUGGUGACCCAUGUGAAAACUGAUGUGAAUUGUCUGAGAAGUAGGUCCUUUGAACUUGUCUUCAGGUUAGGAUCAUUGUGUUUACAUCAUGACAAAAAACGGAUAUGGUGCAAUGUGUCAAAAAGGUGUGCGAGAGAAACUAUAGAUUAAUGUGACCAAAGGUUUAAGUUUGGUGAAAAAUUGUCAAUUUGAUAGCUUUUAGACACCAUCCUCAUAAAAUUAUUGCAAAAAUGUUCCAAGAUAAACAUUUUCAAAGUUAAACAGGGCCUUGUUUUAGACCCUAAAGGUGCUAAUUGGCUCACUGUAUGGAUUUAUUAACUUUCAGAAGUGCCUUUUCUUAAAUUUACUCACCCUUUCCUCAAGUAACCCAACUUUAGUGGUCCCCAGUCUAGUUAAUUUGCAUGUUGCAGCAAAUUAAAGCAAAACUCCCUGUUGUAGAAAAUGCAACAAAAACAUAUGCAUUAGUUACAUUUUUUUUAAUACAAGUCUGUAGUUGUGUGCCACAAGAAGGUUAAAAAGUUGAAAAUAUCACAAAGAAUUAGUGUACACAACGCUUUUAAUCCCCCAUAUUUUAUUGCCCAAUUUAAAGUCUGGAUUUGCUGUUUAUCUGUUCACCAGAACAAUAUAGUUAAACAUGAUCAGGUGUAUGAUUUUAUCGGUCAAAAUGGAUGGAGACUUUAUCACAGAUCACAAAGCAAGAUGAAAAGUUGUGAUUCUCAGAUGUGAUACGAAGGCUUAGAUUGGCAGUGUGUGGCCUCACACAUGAUAUGCGCCUGUCAGUAGCCUUGUUGCAGUAGCUGAAAUUUCUUUUAGAAAAUGACAAGACUAUGUUCAAAUGUUAGAAAGUCAUUUUGUGUGCAGAGCCUUGCACAUUACCAAUAGGAAAAGUUUUCUGACAAUGUUUUUUGAUAUGUCUCACAAACUAUAGGGAGGUUGUGUUCAGCAACGUUUAGACAGAAAUAAAAGACUGACUGGUUGUCUGAAUUGUAUUAAAUUCUGUUGAAUCGGUUUCAGAUUCAAUAAAUCACAAGCAUCACCAUGGUAACUAUGUUACCGUAAAGCUCUAUAUGCACAUUUGUUUUAGAGAAAGGGGCUGAAGGUGAGGUUUAGGACUGGGUGUCAUGGUGACAGCACUUGACAUGACUUUUGCGCCACCCAUGACCUGCCUCUGUAUUUCUGAUUGGACCCUUGAGACUAGCCCCUCAAAACACUUGCUGAAACAUGCACCAUGGAUUAUCUGGAGUGACGUGGUUAUCACUGUCCCUCACCAUCUUAUAUGUUUCAAUUAUUAUUAUUAUAUUUUUAUACACUGCCCAAGGUUUGUACUGUACAAUGUAAUUACUCGCACUUGAUGUCCUUUCUCUCAUCUUUCCUUCAUUCUCUCUUAUGUACAGUUAAUGGUCCCUACUCCCAGGCUGUUACUAAGUUGCUCUGUUGUAUUAUUUUGUUUGACUUUGGGUUACAGUUUGCUGUUUUUGGGGGGCAGAGGGUUGCAGCUCUGCUUGCCCCUCUUUCACCAGUAUCUGUCACUCUUGGUGCUCUUGGCUUUUGCUUCAUUGUCUUAAUAUUCAAAAAUAAAAGUGUUGUAUGUGUAA